AUGGCGAGGCACUGGCGUCCGUCAUCGGACCACUUCCCCCCCGCCAGCUGCCAUUUUGGAUCAACAGGUGGACUCAGGACGAAGAGAAAAGAAGGGGGGGAGGAAGAGGAAGAGGAGGAGGAACGCUCGCCCAUCUACUCUCUCUCCAAGAGCUCCAUGGACGUAGUCAUGACAACCGGACACCAGCAUCUGCGAGACCCGGCCUGGGCAAAGCUGGAGCUGAGACGAAGCGCCAGCCAUAACACACACUCCUCCCCAAACACACAAACACCAAAGCUCACACCCUUACACUCACACACGUCUCAAAACACACACGGGCACGGAUCUCCCCUUGGCAACGAGCGUGUGGAGAGUUGGAGUGUGUGUAGCGGUGGUAGCACUCCAGAGACGGUCAUACGGAAGGGAAGGGCCUCCCACCCCUGGAUUAUGACUGAGGAGACCCCCUGUGUCCCGUACUUCACUCGCUGCUCCAAAUUGGCUUCAGAGUCUCAGUCUUCCUCACACCUAGUUGUGACCUCACCUCAAUCCUCACCCUUCACCUCACCCCUAAACACACCCACACACAGCCCAACACUACACCCACUCCAAUACACACCCUCACCUGUGUCCUCACCCCUACCUGUAACCUCACCUCUACCCUCACCCCUACCUGUAACCUCAUCUCUACCCUCACCCCUACCUGUAACCUCACCUCUACCCUCACCCCAACCUGUAACCUCAUCUCUACCCUCACCCCUACCUGUAACCUCACCUCUACCUUCACCCCUACCUGUGACCUCACCUCUACCCUCAACUCCACCUGUAACCUCACCUCUACCCUCACCCCUACCUGUGACCUCACCUCUACCCUCACCCCUACCUGUAACCUCACCUCUACCCUCACCUCUACCUGUGACCUCACCUCUACCCUCAACUCCACCUGUAACCUCACCUCUACCCUCACCCCUACCUGUGACCUCACCUCUACCCUCACCCCUACCUGUGACCUCACCUCUACCCUCACCCCUACCUGUAACCUCACCUCUACCCUCACCCCUACCUGUGACCUCACCUCUACCCUCACCCCUACCUGUAACCUCACCUCUACCUGUGACCUCACCUCUACCCUCAACUCCACCUGUAACCUCACCUCUACCCUCACCCCUACCUGUAACCUCACCUCUACCCUCAACUCCACCUGUAACCUCACCUCUACCCUCACCCCUACCUGUAACCUCACCUCUAGCCUCAUCCCUGGCCCAUAAAGGAUGCCCACCAAAUCCUUACACAGACAAGGCUUGUUCCCCCCACAAGCAUCCCUCUUCCCCCAGUCCCUUCCCCUCUUCUUCCUGUAGAGCUCAAGGUGAGGAAAGUCUAGAGGAGAGCGGCAGCAAUGAGCAGGUCCCACCCCAGCCAGGGUGCACCAGUGUGGGGACAUACUAUGGAGAGAAGCCCUCUAUCCUGAGGGCGAAACCCAGUCCCAGUCCUAACAACAACACACAGCCCCUGGGUGUUAGCCUGGGCAGCCCUGUACAACAGCAAGACGUGGAGAUGGACCAUCGGGUGUUUUUCCCGAGCCCACCAUCUCACCUGGCGAUGUCAUGGUCACAGAGGCUCACCUGUCCGUCUGGCCGAGGUCAGAGGUCGGUGGCUUUAGUCUCCUCCCUCAGUGACUCGCGAUUGGACGGCUGCCAAUGCUGCUGCUAUAACUCUGCCCACUCAGGGGUCAUGAACUUGAUGACGUCAUCACCCCAGGGGUCAGGGUUCAAGGAGGAGGGGACGAUGACAUCACAGAGGGAGCUGGUUGAGGUAGGGGUGCAGGCGGGGUCACCUCUAGGGUCAAAGUUCAACUAUAGGUCCCUCCAGAUCUCCAUAAAGGAUCAUGGGUUGGACAGUAAUCUGGGGUCCCCCACUCGGCCCAACUCCUACGUUGGCUCCAACUCUUAUCUAGGUUCACAGUCCAUCUUGGGGUCCCCUCCGGGGUCAAGGUUGAACCUGAGGUCAUCGCUUGGCUCCCACUCCAACCUGAUGUCGCCUUCUUCCAGUAUGUUCCCUCUGGCUAGCCCUGGAGAAGAGGAGGAGGAGGAGGUGGUGUGGGAGGAGAGCAGCUCUCCCCCGCUGGGGGAGAUGGGGAGGAGGAGGUCCUGUCUGAAGGUGGCGGUACAGGAGGAGGAGAGGAGGAGGAGUGGAGAGAGGGAUCACAGCAAAAGGAGGAGUAGUAUGAAACAGGUGCAGUGGGAUAAAGAUGGACUGACCUGGGACGUUUACGGAGCCUCUCUGGACCCAGAGGAACUCAGCUCGGCCAUACAGGUGUGUGUAGGCGUGUGUGCAGCUUGACUAUUCAGGUGAUGGUUUCUACAUGUCAAUCUAUUUGUUUUAAAUGUUUAUCUAUAUAUUCAUUGUUUUUAAUAUGUUAAUAUGUUUUCUCUAAUCUUAUCAUGCAGAAACACCUACAGCUCAUAACCAGGACAGACAACACAAACACAGAAACCACUGCCAAGACCAAACCCAAGACCAAAAGCAAGUCAAGGGUUAAGAUCAUGUCUAAGACCAAGACCCCUCCCAUGGAAACCGCUACCACGUCAACCCCUGUUAUGACGACCAAGCGCAAGACCGUUUCCAUGGAAACCGCUUCCCUGUCAACCCCUGUCACAACCAAAAGAAAGGCCACUUUCAUGGCAACUUCCCCAAUGGCAACCCUUGUCACACCCCUAUCGAUUAAUACCAUGGCGACUGCUGCUAUAGAGACUGAGGCUGACACUAAAGGAGAGGGAGAGAGAGAGGGAGAAGGAGAUGGAGAUAGAAAGGGAGGAGAGGUAGAGAGAGAGAGAGAAGGAGAGGAGGAGGGAGGAGGAGAGGAGGAGGAGAGGAGGAGGGAAGAGGGAGGACAGAGGGGAGAAGAGACAGAGGAAGAGGGGACACCGGUGCUGUCUCGUAAGUCGUCAUCCCGCAAGAAGAAGAGUGGAGGAGUGAUGAGGUCAAUGAAGCGAUGCGUUCGCUCCUCAAGCCCCAAUGACUGA
Molecule: messenger RNA, 2999 nt
Organism: Coregonus sp. 'balchen'
Lineage: Eukaryota; Metazoa; Chordata; Actinopteri; Salmoniformes; Salmonidae
Source: the annotation of a GenBank genome assembly